UAUCCGGAACAAAAGCAGAGUACUUUUUAUGUCGGAAUCAAAUCUUGUUAUUUCGAAAUUGAAGCUUGAAGUUAUCUAAUUUUCUGUCAAAUACAUCGAUCCAUAUUGAAAUUAGGAAGAGUUGAAGAGGAUGUCGGAGACGGUGAAAUCUAGGAGAGGAUUCGGAUCCCGAUCUGCUUGCAAAAAGUCCAACAGUUCAUGCAAAGAUGGGAGCUUUACAGAGAAGCACCUCCUUGGUGAAGCAACGAAGAAGGAUUUACCUGCAAAAUCAAAAAAGCUCAACACUUUAUCCAAAGAUGGGAGCAAGGAGACGACGAGUAUGGUCGAUCUUCCAAGAGAUUUGGCAGAGGAGGUGUUGUCCAGGCUUCCGGUGACAUGUCUGAGAGGAGCAAGAUCAUCCUGCAAAAAGUGGAACACUUUAACCAAAGCUGAGAGCUUUUUCAGAAAGCACAUGGGCGAACAAGCAUCGGCGGCGGAGGAGUUAACGGUGGUCAUGGUGAUAGAGUUUCGGGUUUAUUUGAUGGCACUCAAUCUCCCAUCGAUAACCUGUCAAGGUAGCCUUGACAAUUCAGAUCGAGUUGAUAUAUCACUAGUCUAUCACUGCGACGGUCUAUUGUUAUGCAUCGCAAAAGACUUGGCUAGUUUCCUUGUCUGGAAUCCUUACACGAGUCAAACCUUGUGGCUCGAGCCCCCCCGAAGUCCUCCUCACCCUAGACUGGACUGCUAUUCCUAUGCUAUAGGAUACGAGAAUAGCAGCAGCAAAUGCUACAAAAUUUUGAGAUUUAUUGAUCGUCUCCGCAAUGACUUUGUAGAGCAUGAAAUCUACGACUUAAGCAGCCCCUCUAAUUCGUGGAGGGUUCUUGAUGUCACUCCCGACUGGCAUAUAGAGUCUUAUGCACGUGGCGUGUCUCUCAAGGGAAAUACUUAUUGGUUUGCUCGAGAAAGGUAUCCAGCUAAACCAGCAGUUGGAGAACCCUACGAGGUUGCUGAUUUCUUGAUCUGUUUCAAUUUUACCACCCAGAGAUUUGGUCCGCGUCUUGGUCUGCCCUUUCACACUGGCUUUGAAUGUACGGCCACUCUUUCUAGUGUAAGAGAAGAGCAGCUUGCCGUCUUAUUUCAGAUUGAUAAUUCCUUGCAUAUGGAGAUCUGGGUCACGACUAAGAUUGAGCCUGAAGAGGUUUCGUGGAACAUGUUCUUUGCAGUGAAUAUGGAACCAUUCUUAGAUUUUCAGUUUGGAAUGUCACAAGGAAGUUUCUUCAUUGACCAAGAGAAGAAAGUCGUCGUGGUUUUUGAUAAAGACACAGAUAUGUGUUUCACUCGCAACAUAGCUUAUGUCAUUGGAGAGGGUGGAUAUUUCAGACAAGUAGAUCUCGGAGAAUCUAUAGAAUUUCAUCGUCCUUUUGGGUGCUCAUAUGUUCCAAGCUUAGCCCAAAUCAAGCAAUGAGACAGACGACCAAAGCUGAAAAAAAGAAUAUGAACAAUUAGAUUGUUAAUCAGUUAAUCUGCACUAUCCAAUAUCUAUGUUUCUUUGGACCAAAAUAAGUCAGUUAGACAAUAUCUUUGUUCUCGAGCUUCCACAUCCCUUGCACUAAGAUCGUGUGACUCUUGAUCAACUCAAACUCUGUGGUCUUUUCUUCUUUUAUAUUUUGACAUUUUUACUAGUGAUAAGUCUAAUCCACUCUCUCUUUAUUAUUUUCC
Molecule: messenger RNA, 1698 nt
Organism: Raphanus sativus (radish)
Lineage: Eukaryota; Viridiplantae; Streptophyta; Magnoliopsida; Brassicales; Brassicaceae
Product: putative F-box protein At3g17620
Exons: 1
Coding region: 131-1444 (437 amino acids)
Molecular function (GO): protein binding
Source: RefSeq, a predicted model, not a curated record